CACAAUUACUAGUAAUUUCACAAACUUUCGACUUGCCAGUGGUCCAAGGGUAUAAAGAAAGAAGUCAUAAAAUGCGCGAAAAUACACCACCACGCCCAGCAGACAUCGAUGAUGAUGUUGAGGAAAUAUAUUUAGACAAUGAUGCUCCACCAGAAGACGACGAUGACCUCGAAAUGGAGGAGAUAACUUUGGAAGAGUUGGAAUCACGUUUGGAAGGCGGCGACUAUGACUCCGAUGAUGAAGCUCGUAAAUCGCCUGUUCAGGAUGAUGCUAUUUAUACAUUCCAACAACACUCUGCGCCGGUUUUUGCUUGCGCCUUCCAUCCCCAAAAUUAUUUGUGCGCCACGGGUGGUGAAGAUGACAAAGUGUUUGUAUGGAAUCGCAACAAUGGCGAAGUGGUACACGAAAUCUCUGAACAUAAGGACACCGUCAUUGAAGUUCAGUUCAACCAUGAUGGAACUUAUUUGGCUAGUGGUGAUAUGGCCGGCGAAAUUUUCUUGCACAAAAUUCAAGAAAAUAGCGGCAGUGACGAGAAAGAGGGAGGGUUCGUUUUGCGUAAAGUCUGGGAGUAUUCAAUGGGUGACAUGUCCUGGAUGCGCUGGCACAAAGCGACCAACGUAUUAAUGGCAGGCAGUGAAGAUGGAGAAAUUUAUGUAUUUCGUUUGCCAGCCGGGGAUUGUAAAAUUUUUCCCGGGACAGGUGUGCGUUGCGGAUCGGGCGAAUUGACUGGCGACGGCAAGAAAUUGUUGGCGUCUUAUAACAAUGGCACAAUUAAAUUAUGGGACAUUAAAACCGCCACUGUGGUAAUGGAAAUUGAUGAAAAUCAUCCCAUGUUUCUUCAAGAGGGUUCUACUACUGUCAGCUGCGAUAAAGAGUUGCCUAUUUAUGUGACGGGUGGUGAGAGCGGUAAAAUUGUAUUUAGUACCCCGAAUGGUCCAGUUGGAACGGUUGAAGCAAAUGGUGCUGUUGAAUGCUUGGCAUUCUCUCCAUCUCCGGACUUUCGAAUGGCCGCUAGUGGGACUUUAGGAGGUCAAGUGGCCAUUUGGGACUAUUCCAAGCUUAGUAUGCGCACCCAAUGUGAACAUCCUGAAGAUGGCGUUACCAAAAUUCAAUGGAUAAGUGAAUUUACCAUCUUGGUCGCUACCCUGGAAGGAAACUUAGUUGCAUACGAUGCUCGAACUGGUCAAAAGAAAUUCGCAUUAUCUGGUCAUAUGGCUGAAAUAUAUUCGUUCGCUUACGACCCAAGAGAGUCAUUGUUACUUACAGUUUCGGAGGAUAAUUCAGCCAAAAUUUUCAAAGUACCCCAACUUGGGGAAUAGACCUAUAUUUUCAGUACAGAUAUUUUAUUUAAGCUAUUACUGUCUUAAAUGUAUGUCCAUAGUGGCAUGGAGCGGAUUAAUAUCCGCACCCUAUUUUCAACCUAACCUAGGUAUUUUAUUUCUAUACCUUAUAUGAACAGGCGGAACAAUGUAAAUAGCCGGAGUCCAAGAUAGUUAAUAAUUUAAUAUAAUCAAUAGCCAAUAUACUGUGGAACAGUGGUAUUAAUUCUUAAAGGCUUUAUGUAUGUUUUCACAUAUAGACUAUUAUUUUUAUACUACUAGAACCAUUGCAACAAUAGAAAAAUAAAAAAUGUAGAAUAAAGAAAUGGACUGAUCCAUGUUGCGUACUCAUA
Molecule: messenger RNA, 1672 nt
Organism: Stomoxys calcitrans (stable fly)
Lineage: Eukaryota; Metazoa; Arthropoda; Insecta; Diptera; Muscidae
Product: angio-associated migratory cell protein
Exons: 3
Coding region: 72-1319 (415 amino acids)
Molecular function (GO): protein binding
Source: RefSeq, a predicted model, not a curated record